Messenger RNA from Helobdella robusta, 1260 nucleotides. RefSeq lists its product as hypothetical. The transcript has 6 exons. The record is from RefSeq and is a predicted model, not a curated record. NCBI's taxonomy places the organism in Eukaryota, Metazoa, Annelida, Clitellata, Rhynchobdellida, Glossiphoniidae. The coding region runs from base 1 to 1260 and encodes 419 amino acids.
AUGGAUAGUAUGUAUACACGAAGUGCAACUAAACAUCCAUUGUUUGGACAAAGGUUUUUGGCAGGCGUGGAUUUUGCUCGAACUACAGGACCUUCCACAUCGACAGGUACAAUUAGCUCAGCUCUAGAAUAUGAUCCGAAUGAAUUGCCUGUCGUUAAUUAUUUGCCAAUUACUGGUAAGGUGACUGAUUGUGAUGAAGCUGUCAAGAAGGAUCUUAGCACAGACCAACUGUACUUUUUGAAAGCAUGUCUAGCAGUACAGCGUGGACGUCAGGUUUCUACAAAUAUUGAUUUCCUCGAGAAGAGUUUACCUGGAAAUAUAAGUCAUGCUCGAUGGUUGACGAAAGCCAACAGGAUUUUGCGUCUCUACAUGUCUAAAAAAGUGGCAUCUGAACCUCUCAGAAGAGUAACGCAUUUCAUUUUAAACCUUUACGGACCCUCUUGGUUCAAAAUUAAAUCAAAUUCUUCUUGCCAAAAUGGUGCUAACAACUUCUUUUACUUAGUUCAGUUGUUUCAGGAACUUGAUGCAUUAGAUCAGGCUGUGGUUCGUCCUGUUCUCGAAAAUAACUGCUACUUUGCGCAUGCUGAAAACAUUCUCUUAGCUGCAGUUAGUGAUAGUGAUAUGGAAAUUGGUCGUUUUUCAGUAGAACAAAUAAUAAGAGCAAGGGAGAAGCAGACUAAUAAUAACAUACCGGCAGUAGAGAGAACAAUUAAAGACGUUAGCGCUGCCAGCUGUAAAGUUUAUGGGAGAAAGUCCCGUCAUGGCAUGGUGUUACAGAGUAAAAAAUCCAGAUUAGAGAUACCAAAAAUAGACAGCAAGAAAGAUUUUAUUAACAUUAUUAGAGAAGACAUCGAUCCUGAUUUUUUGUUAUCAAAAUUGAAGAAUAAACUUAAUGAUGUAGAAAAAACAUUGCAGAUAGCAAAUCAUGGCAUUUAUUUCAAGAUCACAUUAAAUGAAACGAACAUUGCAAAAAUUGAUAACGAAACAGAUGCUGCAAGUGAAAUAGGGCCAUUCAAAAAUUAUGACACGCUAGGGUAUAAAAUGGUCAGAAAUUAUGUAAGAAAAUCUACACGAUGCUCAACUUAUGAUGGUGAAAGUUGGAAAAAAGCCUUGGAUGCUCUAACCAAUGGCCAGUUAUUUAGUAAAGUUAUUAGAGAAUAUGGAGUUCCUGCAAGAACUUUAAGAAGACAUCAAAAAGCCAUGACAACAUCUCCGGUAACUAUAAAGCUUAGUCGGUUGUCAAGCGAUCUAAAGAUUUGA